GAGCUUAUGGCUCUUAUACCAGGGGUGUCAAACUCAAUUCCUGGAGGGCCGAAGCCCUGCACAGUUUAGUUCCAACCCUUUUGGAACUGAGAUUGACACCUGUGCUUUUUACCUUGCUCUUUCCUAGCUGUGUUUUACCCCUAGAUUUAAGUGGGAACAUAACACUAAGGAAAGUCCAGUUUGUUAUUUGCCUAUUAAAUGACAAUAGACUACAGUUUUUAAUUUAAUACGUUAACAGAUUCCAUUUUUUUUAUAUAUUCUGAAAAUGAUGCAAUAAAUAUGUAUUUUAAAAAUAAGUAUUUCUCCAAAUGUCUUUAUUUAAAUCGUCAGGAAAUAUUUUUAUAUCAUAUUUAAAUUAAAAAGUGUGGAUAUGAGAACCAUCUGACAAGUUAAUUAAGCUAAAAAAGUAGUGCUUAAAAUGUGAGAAUAACUUUUAAAGCAUCAACAAGCGUUCUGAACACAAAUCUUUUUUGUUGUUGUUGUUGCUGAAAGUGAUUGACAAACAGGCAGCCAAUCAGCUUUCGCUGAGCGACAUACAGGCAGCCAAUCGGCGUUCUCACAUCAACGUGCAGGCAAAUGUCCCGCCCACGGCGUUUAGUAUGAGGUGGAGAGUAAAUCCAUCGGAGCGCUGCUGAAUGACAAACAUUUCCGUUUAAUAUCACUAAUUUCACGGGUGAUUUGAGUCUCUUCAAGUCUACAAGUGAAGACGACCAUCAGGAAGAAGUGAAAUCUGAAAGACGAGAUGAAGAUGAGUGAUCCAGAACCCUGCAGAAUUAAAGAGGAGGAGGAUGAGGAGCAGACAGACUUUAUUGAAGAGGAUGACGAGGAGACGUUUGUGAAAGCUGAGAAAAUCCCUCAUUUAUUGACUGAAGGUGUUUUUUUAAUGCAAAGAGGAGACAAGUGUUUCACCUGCACUGAGUGUGGGAAGAGUUUGAGAUCCAAACAAAGUCUCCAGUUUCACAUGAGGAUUCACACUGGAGAGAAGCCGUACACAUGCACUGAGUGUGGGAAGAGCGUCAGACAAUCAUCGGCACUUAAAAUACACAUGCGCAUCCACACUGGAGAGAAACCGCACAAGUGUGAUCAAUGCGGCAAGACAUUUUUGAUUCAUUCACACCUGCAGAACCAUCUGAGAGUUCACACUAAAGAGAAACCGUAUUCAUGCUGUGAGUGUGGGAAGAGCUUUGCAACGCAGUCCAGUUUACGAAAACAUCAGAAGAUCCACACUGGAGUGAAAGAGCACGUGUGCUUGGAGUGUGGGAAGACUUUUAUUACAGCUCAGGCUUUGAAGAAGCACCAGAGGAUUCACACUGAGGAGAAACCGUACAAGUGUUCAUACUGCGACAAGAGCUUCAGGCGGACAGGAGACCUGAAAGUGCAUGAGAGGAUCCACACUGGAGAGAAACCGUACACAUGUGAUCAGUGUCUGAAGAGUUUCACGCACUUUAAUCAGAUUAAGACACACAUGAAAAUCCACACUGGAGAAAAGCAGCACACGUGACGUCAAUGCAGCCAAGCAUUU
Molecule: messenger RNA, 1522 nt
Organism: Danio rerio (zebrafish)
Lineage: Eukaryota; Metazoa; Chordata; Actinopteri; Cypriniformes; Danionidae
Source: RefSeq, a predicted model, not a curated record